AUGGAAACCUCGCAUCAGACCUCCCGGCGCCGUUUGUCGACCAGCCAGCUUUCAUACCCCAAUCACACCCUCGGAGAUAUCGCUGAUCUGAGCUUCGUACGCCUCGGUCGGGUGGGAAGGGAUAAAGACCUUGGCCCUCUUUUACACCCCCGACAGCCUCUUAGCAAAGCGCGUCAGACAGUCCUGGUUUGUUGCCUUCUGCUGGGGUUUCUUUUCUCGACCGUGGACACUUGCAUUGUCUCCAUCCCACUCCUUGCCAUUUCGAAAGAGUUCGACGACUUCACCAGCUCAACAUGGGUGAUACUUGCGUACCUGCUUACUUACAUGGCAUUCGCCACCGGCAUAGCCCAGCUUAGCGACAUCUAUGGUCGCCGCAACUUGCUCCUCCUUUCCUGGACCAUUUUCAUCGCUUUCUCCAUGGGCUGUGGCGCUGCAACUAGCAUGCCGGUGCUCAUAAUUUGUCGUGGUUUUCAGGGCUUUGGAGGUUCUGGACUCUACAGCAUUGCGCAGAUCAGCAUUGUUGAGAUUGGCCCCGGCCAUCGCCCCGGCCUGGUUGGGGCCAUGAUGGGAGGUGUCCUGGCGUGCGCCUUCAUCUGUGGACCUCUCUUCGGUGGCCUCAUUACGCAGAGUGCGUCCUGGCGCUGGAUAUUCAACAUCAACAUUCCUUUCGGCCUCGUCGCUCUCGGAGCCAUCAGCUGCUUUUGGCCUCAGGAACCUCAGAUGGCCAAGAUCUUGACGUGGUCUGCGUUUGUCAGCAUCGACUUCGUCGGCGGCCUCUCUUUGCUGAGUGCCUCGGGGUUUCUAGCCUACGGUCUUCAACGUGGUGGAUCGUACGCGGCGGCGUGGGAUAACCCAGAGAUUGUUACGGCCCUCACCAUUGCCAGUAUAUGUUGGGCCGUCUUCUUCACCUGGGAGUACCUGUUGGCCAAGAAGCAUUUCCCCCACAUCCAGCCGCUCUUUCCAAUCCGGCUUGCUACCGAGCGUGUGUACAUGACUGGGUUGCUAGUCACCCUUCUCACCGGCUUCCCGUUCGUUCCUCUGACUAUCAACAUUCCCCAACGCUUCCAAAUCAUCUACGGCGACGAACCUCUGAAGGCGGGCGUCCACUUAUUGCCCAUGCUGGGAGCAUGCGCAUUGGGAUCUUUUGCGUCAGGCGCCAUCUGCAGCAAACGGAACUUCUUGUGUUGGAUACUCAUGGCUGCAGCGUCACUGCAACUGAUGGGCCUGGGUCUCAUGUCGACCCUUGACGAUCCUGAUGAAAGCGUCCGUCAAAGUUAUGUUUACCAGACCAUCUUUGGUCUCGGCACUGGUCUUGUUUUCAGCGCCGCGACUAUCCUAGCUGCCGUCAAGACCAUGGCUCACAAUGACCUUGCUGUUGCCAACGGCGCAAUGGCGCAGGCCCGAGUCCUCGGUGGCUGCAUCGGUAUCGCUGUUUCCACUGUCAUUUUCAACACGCACUUCAACACGGCACUGCGCGAGCAGCUCACACCCCAACAAAUGAGCGAUCUGCACCGAUCCCCUUCUUCUGCUACGCAAUGGCCAGACGAGGCACGGGGGGCCGUCCGUGAAGUCUACGCCACAGCAUAUUCCGAAGAACUCAAGGUGUUGAUGUACGUCGCAGUGGGUACCUUGGUCGUCUCAUUGUUUACAUACGAGAAGAAUCCGACGUCGAUUCACGAAGCUGUGGCCGCAGCCAAGGAGAGAAAUGAUAAGCACCACAGUCCGGAGACAGACCUCAGUGAUCUCGGCAGUCUUCGAUCUACCCGGAUUGCCGAAGCUUAG
Verticillium dahliae VdLs.17 is the source of this 1782-nucleotide messenger RNA. Its product is annotated as drug resistance transporter. The coding region runs from base 1 to 1782 and encodes 593 amino acids. The transcript is spliced from 2 exons. Lineage: Eukaryota; Fungi; Ascomycota; Sordariomycetes; Glomerellales; Plectosphaerellaceae. The record is from RefSeq and is a predicted model, not a curated record. Gene Ontology annotation, cellular component: membrane. Gene Ontology annotation, biological process: transmembrane transport. Gene Ontology annotation, molecular function: transmembrane transporter activity.